Opisthocomus hoazin is the source of this 1196-nucleotide messenger RNA. Lineage: Eukaryota; Metazoa; Chordata; Aves; Opisthocomiformes; Opisthocomidae. The record is from RefSeq and is a predicted model, not a curated record.
AUGGCCUUAGCCCUUCCUGCCCGUCAUGUCCUGCCGACACAGUGCUCUCGCUUCGACCUGCUGGUGCUGCUCCCGAAAUUGGUAAGCGAGGGGUUUUUCUUCAGGACAUCUCUGCUGUCGGAUGACACAGAAGCAGAUCACCCUGGCAGGGUGGGCACUGCCUUUGACCGGGUGUGGCUGUGGAGGGACGCUGGGGCUCCGAGGGGCCGGCGAGGAGCAGCACCGUGCAGCACACUCGUGCCGUCCGACGAAGUAACUAUUAAUUACAGACAUGGUCUUCCUGUGAUAACUCUUACGCUGCCUACAAGAAGUGAACGCUGUCGGUUCACUGUCAAGCAUGGUGAGCUCCUGCAGGAUGUGCAGAGAGAAGAUAAAGGUAUUGAGAGGGCGGAAGUCUUUGCAACAGAUGGUGGCAAGGUCUCUGAUGCAACCUUGAUGGAGAUCUUACUGAUGAAUGACUUUAAACUUGUUAUCAACAACACAGCAUACAGUGUGUCACCUCCUGUAAAAGAUAAGCUGAGUAGUGAGCAUGCUACUGAAAUGGAAGAUAUCAAAACCUUGGUUCACAGACUGUUCGUGGCUCUGCAUUUAGAAGGUCACCAGAUAAGGAGAGAGAGAGAAUUGCUACAGAAACUGGACCAUCUGAAAGAAGAGCUGCUGCCUCUUGAACAGAUGAAAGCCAGAAUCAAGGACAGUGCAGACGCAAUGACCUCCAGGCUUCUGUGGGUCGGCUUAGCUCUGAUGUCAACACAAGGGGGAGCGUUGGCGUGGCUCACGUGGUGGGUCUAUUCCUGGGACAUCAUGGAGCCGGUCACAUACUUCAUCACUUACGGGAGUGCCAUGGCUUUCUACGCCUACUUUGUUCUUACUAAACAGGACUACAUUUACCCUGAUGCUAAAGACAGGCAGUUCCUCCACUACUUCUAUCGGAAAUCCAAAAACCAGCAUUUUAAUGUGGAACAAUAUAACAAGCUCAAAGAAGACCUAGCAGAGGCAGAAGAAUCCCUGAGGCAUCUGCGCCAACCUCUGCACCUGAGGCUUCCAAUCCAGGAAAUCAGUGACAAGGACUGACUUUGAUUUUGUAUAUAUUAGAAUUGCCCUUUCGAAGCCGAUACAAACAUUUAGUUACUCAACAGAAACUGGAUAUUUUUGACCACUAUAGUUUUGAAAGUUGCAAUAAGUAUAAAAAUGAUUUG